AUGUUGGGAGAUUAUGAGAUUGAUGAGUUUGAGCAGAAGUGGGAAAAUUUGAUAUCAGAGUUCAGUUUGCAAGAAAACAUAUGGGUUUUAGACAUGUAUGCAAAACACAAUAUGUGGGUUGCAGCUCACAUAAGAGGCAAUUUCUUUGCUGGGUUUAGGAAGAUCUAUCGAUGUGAAGGCUUGCACUCGUUUUUGGGAAGGUAUGUUAACUAUGAGAAUAAUUUACUAGAGUUUUCACAACAUAUCUUUCGUGCCAUGAGUUAUAUGAGGUACAAAGAAGUUGAGGCAGAUUUUUCAUCAGCACACGGUGAACCUGUUUUGCAAACACAAUUGCAAGAUCUAGAGAAAUCCAUUGCAGAUAUCUACACAAGGGAGAUAUUCUAUUUUUUGCGACCUCUACUUCAAAGGGCAUGCACUUGUAGGGUCACACAUUGUGCACAAACAACAUUUGAUUACACAUAUACUGUUUGCAAGUAUCGGAGACAAGGUUUAGAAUGGAAAGUGUCAUUCUUCUCUUCAAGUUUGGAAUUCAAGUGUUCAUGUAAGAGGAUGGAACCACUUGGUGUUCCUUGUGAGCAUAUUAUAUGUGUUUUAGUUUAUCUAGACAUUGUGGUAAUUCCAAAAUGUUUAGUGAUGAGUAGAUGGACAAAGAAAGCCAAGGACUCUGUUUAUUCAAAUGAAAACAAGUCAUCAACACGGGAUCCGACAUUGAUCAGUCAAUAUGUAGGAAUAGUUGAGCAUUGCAAAAAGAUGGCUCAUGCAUCUGUAUUUUGUGGUAAGCCAGAAUAUGUUCGCAACACAAUUGACUUAGUGUUAUCACAAACUCAGAUGUUAGAGGCAUUAAAUACAAGUCCUAAUAUACCACAUGCAAAGGCACAAACACCAAUUGAGACAUUACUAGAAGGCUCUCUAAGAAAUCCAUCUAAAGUGAGGACAAAGGGAUGUGGUGCUUCAUCCUCUAUGGCACGAGGCAAAGAGAAAGAAAUUUUAAGGAAGGCACAUAAAUGUGGUGUUUUCAAGAGAGAGGGUCACAACCGGAAAUCAUGCCCUUUAAUGAGACAGAGUGAGUGUAUUCUCCAAACUCAAUAUGGUUCAAAUGUUGAAUACCAAGAUGAAGUUCUAGAAGACAUUGAAGAAUGA
Messenger RNA from Vicia villosa (hairy vetch), 1140 nucleotides. RefSeq names its product protein FAR1-RELATED SEQUENCE 5-like. Bases 1 to 1140 code for a protein of 379 amino acids. NCBI's taxonomy places the organism in Eukaryota, Viridiplantae, Streptophyta, Magnoliopsida, Fabales, Fabaceae. The transcript has a single exon. Gene Ontology annotation, molecular function: zinc ion binding. The record is from RefSeq and is a predicted model, not a curated record.